Molecule: messenger RNA, 1589 nt
Organism: Ailuropoda melanoleuca (giant panda)
Lineage: Eukaryota; Metazoa; Chordata; Mammalia; Carnivora; Ursidae
Gene: PITHD1
Product: PITH domain containing 1
Exons: 6
Coding region: 114-749 (211 amino acids)
Cellular component (GO): nucleus
Source: RefSeq, a predicted model, not a curated record
UUUUACGACGCGACGGCCGCGGCGCGCUUGGCGGCCGGAGCAGAGCGGGGCGAGCGCAGCGCGGGCGGUGGCGGCGGCGGCAGGGCAGGGGACGCGCGGGCGGCGGCGUCGCCAUGUCGCACGGCCACAGCCACGGCGGGGGUGGCUGUCGCUGCGCCGCCGAGCGGGAGGAGCCGCCCGAACAGCGCGGCCUGGCCUACGGCCUCUACCUGCGCAUCGACUUGGAGCGGCUGCAGUGCCUCAACGAGAGUCGCGAGGGCAGCGGCCGCGGCGUCUUCAAGCCGUGGGAAGAGCGGACCGACCGCUCCAAGUUUGUUGAAAGUGAUGCAGAUGAAGAGCUUCUGUUUAAUAUUCCAUUUACAGGCAAUGUCAAGCUCAAAGGCAUCAUUAUAAUGGGAGAGGACGAUGACUCACACCCCUCUGAGAUGAGACUGUACAAAAACAUUCCACAGAUGUCCUUUGAUGAUACAGACAGGGAGCCAGAUCAGACCUUUAGUCUGAAUCGGGAUCUUACGGGAGAAUUAGAGUAUGCUACAAAAAUUUCUCGUUUUUCAAACGUUUAUCAUCUCUCAAUUCAUAUUUCAAAAAACUUUGGAGCUGAUACCACAAAGGUCUUCUAUAUUGGUCUGAGAGGAGAAUGGACUGAGCUUCGCCGACAUGAGGUGACCAUCUGCAAUUAUGAAGCAUCAGCCAACCCAGCAGACCACAGGGUCCAUCAGGUUACCCCACAGACACACUUCAUUUCCUAAGACUGGCCAGGGCUUCCACAGAGGCGCUGUGUCAGUGAAGAUGUACAGCGUCCUGUUGGGGAGGACAAAGAGAUAGGGUUCCAGAGAGAGUUGGUGCCACAGCUUCUGCCAAGCUUUGUCUUUGGGGCUUGCUGCAGAAACCUGGCCUGUGGAAGAUGCCACACCACCGGGGAGGGUAGUGUGUGUGCUGAGGGACAGUCGUGGUUCUCUAGGGCCUAGAAAUUGAGUCUUGGGCUGGUCAGCAUCUGGCAGUCAUUGGAUAAUGUCUGCCUUUCCAGUCAGUGUGGCCAUGGGAUCCCAAGUGUCUUGUUGCUUUGUGGCAGGAUUUUUGUGUGACUUGUUUUUUUUUUUUUUUAAUGGAAACUUUUUCCUGGGCUGUAGUAAACUUUCUGAAGCCUCAGCAUUGUGUUUCUCUUAGCCAUCAGGAGGGUCUCCACCUAGAAAUACUUGUCCCCGCUUGCUCCUUCUUCCUGUCAGCGUUCAGCAUCCUUGUCAAGUUGCCCGGCUUGGAGUUGUUUGUCCUGUACUAGUGUCCCAUGGUUACAGCUAGAAGAGCAGGAGUCUCCUGAUGACGCUUAAUGGCUUGGGGAGGUCCUUUUUCUUACUGCCUAGCUAAGCAGUCUGGGGAGAGCGUGGGCAUCAUUUCUGUGUUUGUGAGUUAUCCUGGUUGGGUAAGAUUGGGACUUAGGUAAGAUUCCACUUGGGACAUCCUUAAUGUCUGUUAGCUUCUAACUAGUGUCGUAAGCGCAGUGCCAGAAAUUGGAGAUCUCAGUUCUUCUGUUCAUGGCUUUUUAUUCACCGUAACUAGUAAGCUUCCUAAUAAAUCUUUGCCAUACUUAA